Elaeis guineensis (African oil palm) is the source of this 1176-nucleotide messenger RNA. Its product is annotated as PRA1 family protein F2. Gene Ontology annotation, biological process: vesicle-mediated transport. Gene Ontology annotation, cellular component: Golgi apparatus; endoplasmic reticulum. Lineage: Eukaryota; Viridiplantae; Streptophyta; Magnoliopsida; Arecales; Arecaceae. The record is from RefSeq and is a predicted model, not a curated record.
UGCCUUCGCCACUCCUUUAUGGAAAGGAAGGGCUAGAAAUCCUGAAGCUUCUGCGAGGUUAAGGGGUUCGCCGGAGGAGGGACGUUUCCCCUUUCCUCCUUUGCCCUUCUUCCUUGGAGCUCUUGGGAUAUAAUUCAUUUCUUCUCCGGCUCUUAUCGUUCUGGCGAUGAAGACCGGCUCGCCCUCCGGCUACGGUACCAUUCCUACCGCCGGCUCCCCUCCGCCUUCGGAGGCGGCGCCGGCGUCCUCCUCCCCCGCUUCGCGCGCCACCUAUCUGAUCAACGGCUUCAAGGAGCAGGGUCAGGCCCUGAUCGCUGCCCGGCGGCCGUGGCAGGAGCUCCUCAACCCGGGGGCCUUCGCCCGCCCCCUCACCACCGCCGAAGCCACCGACCGGCUUCGCCGCAACCUCGCCUAUUUCCGCGCCAAUUACACCAUCGCCGUCCUCCUCGCCGUCUUCCUCAGCCUUAUCUGGCACCCGUCCUCCCUGAUCGCCUUCAUCGCCCUCUCCGCCGCCUGGCUUUUCCUCUACUUCUCCCAUAAUGGGCCCCUCGUUCUCUUCGGCCGCGCCAUCGACGAUGGCGCCGUCCUUAUUGCCCUCUCCGUGGUCACCGUCGUCGCCCUCAUCGUCACCGACGUCGCGUCGAACGUCCUCGCGUCCUUCAUGGUCGGGCUCGCUAUCAUCGGGAUCCACGCGGUCUUGAGGACCACGGACGAUCUGUUCCUCGACGAGCAGGCUGCCGCCAGUGGUGGAUUGCUCUCGGUGACCGGAACCCCGGUGCAGAAGGCCUACGUCAGGGUAGUGUGAUGCGAUUGAUUGCUUUUCUAGGGCUGGAAUUAGGGUUUUCUCGAUCCAUUCUUGAGGUAUUGGAGCGGGAUAGGAUGGGGUGGUUGUUUGUUUGAGAUCUCGGGUCAGCUACUUGUCGAUGGUUUGGAUUAAAUGAUUGUGCUUGGUCUGCAUUCUUCUGUUUAUGGAGUGCUCAUGGCUGAUUGAUAUGAUUUCUUGGCUUGAGGAGACCGAUGUUUUUGCUUACUCCUCCAUGAUUAUGAUUGCUACUUUCCAUUUGAUGUUAAUUAAAUGCUGUGGUGGGAUUGCUCGUAAUAUUAAAUAAAUACAGUUCUUGUGGUGGUAAGACCACACUAUGGAUGAAUAUGGAAUAUAAUUUCCUAUCCUGGCUA